UUGGGGAUGAUUUAAUUUACGGGAUAUAUUAUAAUUUAUAAUAAUGAAUGAAUUUAGGAGGUGGAUUAUUGUUAAUCGAGUAGAUGACGACGAGUCAAGGGGGGUUAUCGUCCCGGAGAAGUAUGUCGUUGACGCACUCUUCGUCUCAGUCCCGGAGAAGAGCCGCCGCCGCCGCUGCCGCCGCGUUGGAGAACGUUGGCGGCGGCGCAGGAGGAGGCGCUGGGGACUCCUCCUCCUCUAGCCGCAAAUCUCUUUCGACUUCUCGUUCCAUUUUCCGUCGUAUUUGCAAUAGGGGACUAAAUGGAGAACGAACGGUGAAGAGAUUGCGUCUAUCGAGAGCAUUAACAGUACCCGAAACGACAACUAUUAAAGAAGCUUGUCAUAAAAUGGCUGCACGUAGAGUCGAUGCCUUAUUGCUAACCGAUUCAAAUGCGUUAUUAUGUGGGAUCUUAACCGAUAAGGAUAUAGCUACAAGAGUUAUUGCUCGUGAGAUAAAUCUCGACGAAACGCCUGUUUCCAAGGUUAUGACAAGGAAUCCGGUAUUUGUGCUUUCCGACACUCUUGCUGUUGAAGCCUUGCAAAAGAUGGUUCAAGGAAAGUUUAGACAUUUACCGGUUGUCGAAAAUGGAGAGGUGAUUGCUCUGCUCGACAUAACGAAAUGUUUGUACGAUGCAAUAGCUCGUAUGGAGAGAGCCGCAGAGAAGGGAAAGGCAAUUGCAGCUGCUGUUGAAGGCGUCGAGAAACAAUGGGGAACAUCGGUUUCAGGUCCCAACACAUUCAUCGAGACACUUCGAGAGCGGAUAUUUAGACCCUCGGUGUCUACUAUAAUACCCGAGAAUUCAAAGAUUGCUACGGUCGAUCCAAGCGACACGGUGCUAGCUGCUGCAAAAAAGAUUCUUGAACUCCGGACUAGCUCCGCAGUUGUUACGGUAGAAAACAAACCUCGAGGAAUACUAACUUCGAAAGAUAUGCUGAUGAGGGUCAUAGCCCAAAAUCUUCCGCCAGAAUCAACUACAGUCGAGCAGGUAAUGACUCCAAAUCCGGAAUGUGCGACGUUGGAUUCACCUAUAGUUGACGCUCUUCAUACUAUGCAUGACGGGAAAUUUUUACACCUUCCGGUAAUUGAUAAAGACGGAACAAUUGUAGCUGUCAUCGAUGUGCUUCAUAUAACUCAAUCUGCUGUAGCCACGGUCGGAAAUAGUGGCGGAGGCAAUAGUGAAUCUGCAAAUAUGUUGAUGCAGAGCUUUUGGGAUUCGGCCAUGGCGUUAACUCCAGACGACGAGGAAGAAACACUGAGGUAUGAGAACUCGUUGAAGAUGCCUUCCGACGUAGGAGAGACGGGCCGUUCGAUUCCGCAACAGCCUUCUUUAACAACAAGCAAUACUUUCUCUUUCAAGAUUCAAGAUAGAAAAGGGAGAAUGCAUAGGUUCAUAAGUGAUACACAGAACGUGACCGAACUUAUAACGGCAAUCCUUCAGAGAAUCGGGGCUGAAAUCGACCGUAACAACCCUCCACAAAUUGUGUACGAAGAUGAAGACAAUGACAAGGUUGUCCUCGCAUCAGACAGUGAUCUUCAAGCAGCUGUAUACCAUGCAAAGCUCGCUGGUUGGAAGGUAUUAACACGGUUCUACACUACUCGAGGACUGAGAUUACAUUUAGACUAUCUAGGAGGACUUCCUCGCAAUCGAAAGGGAUCGAAGAUGGAAUAUGCCGAAGGAGAUGGAUCGGCUUCUUCGGCAUAUAGUGCUGUAGCAGCUGGAGCUGCACUAAUUGCUUGUUUAGGUUUUUAUGCAUACUUGAGGAGACUUGGAAAAUGAGAGUGCCUUCACUUUGGAAUAUUUGGUUUGGGUAUAUAGAAACUAUACACAUAUAAAAACAUAUU
Messenger RNA from Erythranthe guttata (spotted monkey flower), 1882 nucleotides. The record is from RefSeq and is a predicted model, not a curated record. NCBI's taxonomy places the organism in Eukaryota, Viridiplantae, Streptophyta, Magnoliopsida, Lamiales, Phrymaceae.